Molecule: messenger RNA, 4143 nt
Organism: Besnoitia besnoiti
Lineage: Eukaryota; Apicomplexa; Conoidasida; Eucoccidiorida; Sarcocystidae
Exons: 3
Coding region: 1-4143 (1380 amino acids)
Source: RefSeq, a predicted model, not a curated record
AUGACGCCGUUCCUCCGGCGGCAGCGCCGUAGCGGGCGCGUGCCCGUCUCUCUUCUAACCUCUGUUCUUCUCUCUCUUCUCUACUGCUGCACAUCAUUGGGGCCCUCGGCGCCGUCUCCCCGGUUCUCCUCUCAAGCCGCUGCUUCUGGCGAGAGCUCCUCGGCCGCUCCUCUCGUCUCGCUCAAAGAUGUCGCUGCGCUCUACAGGGAGGGCGGCCAGCCGGUGUUUUUCGAAGGCAGUUUGCUGCCGGGAGAUACUUCCACCGCGGCGCCGCAGACGCUGCAGGUGGACGUCAGUCUCACGAGCCUCGACGCCUUCUCCGCGCUCAAGGCCUUUCUCGCGGAGAAGGAGCCUUCAGAAAUCGAAGAUUUCCUUUUGCAGCAGAUCCCCCUCUCGCUUUCGUCUUCCGCAUCGUUUCCGCUCUCCUUCUUCCUCCGCGCGGACGUCUUCGCCUCAGCGCCGCCGCUGCUCUUCGCCCGCGUGGAGGGGCGCUCAGACCCCGCAGGCAGCGCCCAGGGCUUUGCUCAGGUCGAGAGGCCCGCAGAGAGGACUGCAGCCCCGAAAGUUCUGGAAGAGUACGACGGCGCCUCGGUGUGCAGCUGGCUCUCCCGCUCGUCUCUGAAGGACGCCCCCCACAUUUUCGCCACUUCGCUUCUGGUGCCUCUCUCCCUCUCGUUUCCCUCGCUCGCUGCGGAGAAAGCGGCGCUGUCUCCUCUCCUGGCCUCUGCAUCGGCGGCGAGCGAGCAGAAGGACUCGAAGACCGCCGUGCACGACGAGGCGCAGCAAGCGAAGGGGGCGAGGGGCGCGCCCGUGGAAGACGCGGAUCGCAAGCGGCUCGCUGAGCUUCUGCAGCAGGCGCUGAAAGAGGCAGACCGAGAAGCGCAAACAGCAGCCGCGUCGCCGACCGUCGGCGGCUGGACGGAACCUGUCGUUCCGCGUCCCGUCCAGCUCUCGCUGUCGGAGGAGGACAUUCGAGCCGGCAGCCAGGCCCUCGUGCAGCCGGCAAAGACUUUGUCUCUUGCGGUGUCGCUGCCCCUUGUGACUGAAAGCGGCGAAAAAGAGCUGGCACCCAGCCGCCCGGGAGAAGGAGACUCUCUGUUGGCCUCUGUGAACCGGGCCUUCGGCUUGGCUGCGUCUGCAGGCCAGUUCGCCCCCCAGAAAGUGCUCCUUGUGCUCUCGCUGCUGCCAUCGUCUCCCGGUCUCAGUGGCCUCUCCACGCAAGACGCGAAAGACAGAGAUGAAGGCGCCAAGAGAGAUAAAGAGUCGCCGCAGGCAACUGUCUCACCAGCAUGCGCUCAUCUCGGUACGAAUCCAACUCUGGUGAAGAGCAUGAUGAACAUGGACUGGGCUGCCGCGACUUCGGCGCAGCUACCGGCGGGCAGGGGGCCGUCCCCCGUGAACGAGGUGUACGUACAGUUGAAUGGCGAAGGAGCUGAGUCUGGAGCAGGCGCGGUUGACGUCUCCGUCGCACCGGACGCGAGGGGCAUGGCGUUAGUUCAUCUGGAAGUUGGAUCGAAUGCGAACGCGGGAGCGGCGGGAGACCGCAACUUCUUGGCUGCCGACAACGGAAGACACGAAACAGACACAAGCGACCAGGAUACGCACGAAGCGCGGGAUGGAAGCACCGCCGCACAGCCAGGCACUCUCGUCUUCGCGGAGCUCGAUGACGCUUCACCGGCCGAAACGCCACAAGUUCUGAUCUGCCUCAAAGCGCAGGGGGGCUGCAGAGGCAUUUUCGACUUCCUUCCGCCGCCUUUCCAGAGCAGGGGCGCGCUGCCGGCAGCUUACCGCGCCUCCCUCGUGCUCUAUCAGCAGGCACGCGAGGCAGCGGCGACUUCUUUCUUCUCUCUUCGUCCCCGUCGCCAGUGGCUCCUUCCGCUCUGUCUUUUACCCGCGGCGAGCGGGGACUCUGCAGGCCCAGUCGCUCACCUCCUCCUCUUGUUUCCGCCAAGCACGCUAGGGGAGGCCGCGACGCUCCGUUUUGGCGCGCUUCUUCCGCGCGUCCUCGGCACCGAGACUAAAGACACGCGAGUCCCGGCGUCUCCUUCGGCCACCCCAGCACCUCGCGACGCGUUAUCGCCUUUCGCGGCCUCGCCCUCCGCCUCGCCUUCCCCCUCGCCUUCUCCCUCGCCUUCCUCGCUGCUGUUUGGUCUCUUUCCAGCUCCGCCUUCCUCCCUUGCAGGCGCGCCUUCCGCGCCUCUCCCAAACGCUCCCCACGCCUCGCUCGCGCCCGCGUAUUCGCCCGGCGGCGCUUCGCUGGCUGCGGGCCCCGCCUCGCCCUCCGCCCUGGCUCCGCCUGCGGCCGCCGGGUCGUCUUCCGCGCCGGCCGUCGGUUCUCCAGCGUCCUCUCCGUCGCCAGCUCCUUCGCAGCCGCCGAGUUUUUUCUGGCUGCUUCUGCUGUUCGUCAUUUCCUCGGCUGCCAUGUUGACGGCCAUCAAGUUGGUGCUCUACAUGGACUCUGCGACGCGCAACCGCCCAGGGAACUCCUUCCUGCUGCCGUCGCUUUUCCCCGUCGAACUCGAGAGCGGCAGCAGACGAAUGGAGGGCGCGGAGGGCGAGGGAGACCCCGCGACCGGCGCCGCCGUGCGCGCCGCGCCGCGCUUCCACGACUCCGGCCGAGAGAUCGGCGAGGCGCGCGCCUGGCAGAACCUCGCGCUGUGGGCGGCAAGUCGCGAGAGCGACCCCACUCCCGCCUGCGAGAAAAACGCCGAGGACCAAACUUUUGCGUUUCCGCUGGCGAAGAACGUUCUUGAGCGGCCCUUUCGGUGCGCCACCGCCGCCUCGCGCCUGAUGGAGGCCUGGUGCACAGACAGCUCAACGGGACUCGAGCCACGCGAGAGCGGCGCCGCGCGUUUCCUGCCCCAGGAGCCUGAAGAGGGUCUGUGGGUCAGGAGGGGGGCGGAAGGGGGAUGCGGCGGGGGCGCGCGAGGAGGAGACGACUUGGUCUGUUUGCCGAGUAGGGAGAAGAAGGCGAAGAGCGGCGGGUCGCAGCUGCUCGUGGAGCUGCAAGAGACGACGCAGAAGAGCUUCAACUUCCUCUCGAGCCUCUACGGGGCGGGCGCCGCGCGAACUGCGCAGACCGAGUUCUCGCCUCAGGCCCUGCGAGACCUCGGCCUGAAGCUGGCGGCGGACACUACCCCCCCCAGCAAGCUCUGGGGCGAGGGCGCCGACUGGUCCGCGCCCGGCUGGUCAGCGGUCUUCCCUUCAGAGGACGAGAAAGAUGCCGCGGAGGGGGAGCGGGGGACAGCCGGCGCAGAGGCGCGCGACGCGAGCGCCGCAGCGAAGACGCGGGGCGGCGCGGACAAAGCGGAAGCCGCGCUGUUUGACACGCUCUUCACCGACCUCAAGGGCGCGCCGGCCGCGAAGAAGCCUCAAAGCAGAGAGAUGGAGCCGACGCGAACGGGCACCUGGCGGGAGAAGGAGUCCCUCGCGAGCACCUUUGGCGGAGACGAACACGACGAACUUUCUUCCUUCUCCGACCUCACGCCGUCCUUCUACGACCCGCUGGCGACCCCGAGCCACAGCGGCGCGUGGGGAGCUGCUCGCGCGGAGCGCAGCACGCCGCCCUGCUUCGCAGACGAAGCCGAGCAGCCUUUGGGCGCAUGCGCCGCCGUUUUCCAGCGCAACGCGCCGCCGUCUCGCGCCGAGAAGAGUCCCUCCUCAGCCGACGGCGCCAGUGCGGCGACGCGCCCGACGCGCGGCGGGGGGGGGCGCCCGGAGGGGCGCGCGCACUCGUCACGCGAAGAAAGCGAGAGAGAGGAGGAAGAGGAGGGCGACACGAGAGAGCGGCAAAGCUCCGGCGCGCAUGCCAGCCGCGAGGCAGGGAUGUCGAGUGCACCGAGUUUGCUGGGCUGCGCGGAAGGACCCGAGACGCAAAGGCUUCUGGGGGAGGUCGGAGACGAGGAGGGCGGCGCGGAGAUGGGCGCUUUUGAAGCCUCACAGGGUGGGGAUUGCCUCGCGCAGGACCGGUCUUGCAGGACCUGGCGAGCCGUCGCCCCCCUGGGGGAUCCCCUGGGUCCGUACGAAGUGACCUACCGAGGAGACAGCGCCCUGGUGGAAGUCGCAACUACAGAAGCAGACGAAGAUGAUGACCGCAGCGGACAAGAAAGGCUGCUGCUCAGGUGCUUCCCCGAUGAACUCUAG